Molecule: messenger RNA, 1211 nt
Organism: Solanum pennellii
Lineage: Eukaryota; Viridiplantae; Streptophyta; Magnoliopsida; Solanales; Solanaceae
Exons: 2
Coding region: 56-907 (283 amino acids)
Source: RefSeq, a predicted model, not a curated record
AGUGGUUUUAUCAUGGAUUAGCAGUACAGUGGCUCCAAAUUUGUUAACUACAAUCAUGUAUGCAUCAAAUGCAAGAAGAGUUUGGGAUGAUUUCAAAGAAAGGUUUGACAAAUCGAAUCUCACAAGAGUUUAUCAAUUAUGGACAGAUGUUGCAAGUCUUAAGCAAGGUACUGAUUCUGUCACUGACUAUUAUUCCAAAUUAAGAGACUUAUGGGAUGAGUUUGAUGUACUUGUACCAUUUCCUUCUUGUGAGUGUGCUGAAGCAAAAUCCUACACGAAUCACUUGCAUCAACAGAGAUUAUUGAUGUUUUUGAUGGGGCUAAAUGAAACCUAUAGUCAUGUAAGGAGUGAUAUACUUCUUAAAUCUGAAGCACCUAGUGUUAAUCAAGCUUACUCUAUUGUGGUGCAAGAAGAAAGUCAGAGAAUGUUAGGUGUAGUUGAUUCUUACAAAGAACCACUUACUAUGUUGGCUGGUAGAGGACAAAACUACAAAGGAAAAAAACCACUUCUAGAUACUCCAUGUGAGAUUUGUGGAUUCAGAAAUCACCUUACAGUUGAUUGUUACAGACUGGUAGGUUACCCAUCAGAUUUUAAAAGCAAAAGGAAACCUCCACAAACAGGUUCCAAUACAUCAAGCUCUCAUCAUAAUGGUGCUAGUGCUGGUAGAUCUGGAAAUUCUAGUCACACAAGUACAGGUACUAGUAAUUUCAGAUCUUAUGCUAAUAAUGCAGCUGCUGAUAAAGAAGACAAGAGUCACAAUAAUCUUAGCUCACAGGAAUGCCAAGCCAAUCUAACAGGUAAUAUGUCUCUUCCAAGAUCACAGUGUGUACAUGAAUGGAUCAUUGAUUCAGGAGCCACACAUCAUGUUACCUCUUGUAAAAGCUUGUUGCAUGACUUGAAACAAUAAUAAGGAUCCAAUACAGUACAACUACCAACAGGAAUAAGAGCAGACAUACUGCAUACUGGAAGCUCCAUUAUUUUAGGAGAUCUUAAGUUGAAUGAUGUCUUGUAUGUACCCGAGUUCAAGUUCAGCCUAAUAUCAGUAGCCAAACUAACUAAGGACUUGUCCUGUAGUGUUAGUUUCUUUCCUAAUAUUUGUAUAUUACAGGAUCUCUACAAUGGCAAGGUGAUUGGGAUUGGUAGAGAACACAAUGGUCUAUAUCUGCUAAAAGAUGAAAUAACUGCAACUGUAUGCACAUCUGUUACAACAG